AUGAUUGAUAUGAGAGUGAUGGUGGAAGAAGCGGGGAUGGGUCAGACAGCAGUUGGACCCCAGGAGCAGCAAUUAGAUUGGAUACUGGCAGAGAUUGUGAAAAGGUUUGAGACAAAGAAUGUCAAAGAGAACAAGCCCUACCUUGGAAUCGACCUAGCAGUUACCCAGAACCGUUAUAUCAAUGAGAUCCUUGAGGAUUUUGGAAUGGGCAAGGUCAACCCAGCCAGCACACCGAUGGCAGCCAGCAUACGCCUAGAAUUCUCACCAGAUGAAGAUAGCGGAUUAGAUGAUGAUUUUACUGCUACUAGAUAUCAUCAAGGCUUAGAAUCACUGCAGUAUCUGGUAUCAAGCAGCAGGUCAGAUUUGACAUUCGUGGUCAACUACCUUUUGUGUUUCAACUCACAUCCGCACAAGAAAUGCUGGGCGGCAUUAAAGCACGUCCUACACUACAUCAAGAAGACAAAGGAUCACAGAAUCCUGUACAAGAAGGAGAUAAUUGAGGGGCUCAGUUCUGUAGCAUACAGCGACUCAGAUUGGGCAGGGGCAGACCCUCAAUACAAGUCAACUACGGGUUAUGUUAUUCUACUAAAUGGAUCACCAGUCAAUCUCAUGGCGAUCGCAACGGCAGACCUCAAUUGCAAAAUCAACCGCUGA
This is a messenger RNA of Histoplasma mississippiense, 654 nucleotides long. RefSeq lists its product with no specific name. The coding region runs from base 1 to 654 and encodes 217 amino acids. The transcript is spliced from 2 exons. Lineage: Eukaryota; Fungi; Ascomycota; Eurotiomycetes; Onygenales; Ajellomycetaceae. The record is from RefSeq and is a predicted model, not a curated record.